AUGUUACUAAUGUUAAGUUUCUUUGCAGACUGCUUCUCUUUGAGUACGAUGUCAGCGUGUUGCUAUGGUAGCCAAAAUGACACGUUUUUAAAUAUAUCAUUGAAAUACACAAUGAACAAUUCGAAUCCUUUCCAAAGUGAGCUAAGUUUGCCGACAACAGGAAGAUUUGAGUGGAUCGAUGAUAAAAAUGAACUUGUGUUCAUCAAAUUUACUAAUCAAAAAUCACAAAAGUCUAUUUAUUCACAAAAAAAUCUUUACAAAAAAAGUCAUAUGAAAAUUGUUGACGAAAUUCGCACAAUAACUAUAGAGGAUAUAAAAUCUGUUGCUUUGACAAGACUAAAAGCAUCAGGAAAGCAUUUCCAAUAUUCCCAACACUUUGCUAAAAUGAUCAAAUCACCAGAAUGUGACAAACUAUUGAUCAGUUUGGCGAAAUAUUUCGAAUGUUAUUUCAAAAUAUUGAAAUUUAAAGAAAAAUUUACCGAUGAAAAAUUAUUACCUAAUGUAAGCCAGUUAAAGGAACAAGAAGACUUACAUAAACGAAUAGAUAUACUAAAAUAUGAUUUUUCACUUGCGUAUGCUAAAUUCCUACUACUUGAACGAAGUCUAAUGCAUAACAUAUGCCCUAGACCAACUGAUCCAGUUGCAACUGCAAAAACAGACCAGAAUUUAUAUGAAACAUUUUUUUGGUUUUUUGUUUUUUGCAUGUGGAUAACAUUUCUACGAACAAGAUUUAAAGAAAUCUGUGCCCAAAUUGGAUGGUUUACAAGAUCAGAAAUGUUCAAUUCCCUUGGACGACAAGGCGCUUCCUAUUUUGGUCAGAAAGGCGAACUCGAUAGUAAGAAUACCAAGAUAUAUCAGACACAAUUACCCCGAGCAUCGAUGCUAAAUAAAUGCUCACCAGCCUUAAGGCUUAUAUUGCCUGAUGCGGAAGAAAAUAUAGCUAAAAUUCACCUGAACAAAAGUAAAGAUAAGCAAAGAAAGUUUCAUGUGACUGAGACUAAUGCACAUGAAGAAAAUGAAAAAAUAGGUAUUCUUGGAGACUAUCGACAUUUAUAUGACGAUCAACUAAUACUAAAUAAACAAACUGCUGACAGCGACCAAGCAAAGCACGAAGAUGAUAACGACAAUAACGAUGAAGAAGACCAAGAGAAAGAUGACAAGAAAAGUGUAUAACUUGGAGUACAUGUAAAUUAAUUGGUGGAGUUUAAACAGGUUGGAAAAGGUCGACAAUUCCUAUCUCUGAAUCUAACUAACAGUUAUUAGUCUAUAAAUAAACACAGAAUUGUAGAAAUAUUAUUUAUUUAUUUUCGAAACUUUUGUGAUUUUUAUUUUUAUUGACACCUUGAACCAACUUUCAAACAAACUCUAAUUCAUUUAAAUCUUUUCAUCCGGCACCAAAUUACAGUGAUAUAUAGAAGCUAAAUUAUUGUUUUUACUCGUGAAAUUGUCACCGAGAAGGAAAUUGUGUAAAAUCCUUUCUUAGAAAUUAAAAAUUUCAAGUUAUUAAG
Molecule: messenger RNA, 1508 nt
Organism: Schistosoma spindalis
Lineage: Eukaryota; Metazoa; Platyhelminthes; Trematoda; Strigeidida; Schistosomatidae
Source: the annotation of a GenBank genome assembly